Molecule: messenger RNA, 1122 nt
Organism: Anneissia japonica
Lineage: Eukaryota; Metazoa; Echinodermata; Crinoidea; Comatulida; Comatulidae
Exons: 5
Coding region: 442-1014 (190 amino acids)
Source: RefSeq, a predicted model, not a curated record
GCAUUGGUACUGCAUCUAUAUGGCUAUAAAUGGAGAUAAAUGUAGAGCUAAUCUUCAAAAUAAUACAAUUUUAUGUGCUUUUAAAUGUUAAUCAAAAUUUUAUUUACCAGUACUUAAAAUUGCGUUCAUUAAUACCAACAUUUAGCGCUAUAGGUUUAUUGCAGUAGUAAUUUAUAAUGUUACAGACAAUCCACCCAUUAGACAAACAUAAUUUCAAAAAUCUAAUAUUUGUCACGCGUAUAAAACGACCCUACCCCCUAGUUUUUCGAUCGUAAUUUACUAUUUUAAACCUCGUCUUAUACGCGAGUAUAUGCGGUAGGGACCCCACCCAGGUUGCAGAACGCAAAUUUUCACAAUACUAUAGGAUAGGGGCACUUUAACCCGCCACUCGAUAUAAAUUGAUAUCUGUCCUACAGGAGAUGUCAGACACAUUAUGCUGGUAUGUAUCAACAUCGCCUUUUGGCUAAGGGUCCUACAUCAAGGACCCUAUGCGUAGGUGCUUCUUCGGGUGUCGAGGGCCCUGUAGACCGCCGCAUGAGAGAGCAUAGGCAUUACGCCACUGGUUUGAUUCUUUGCUUAGCUAUCGCUAUCAAAAGAUGGCUAAGCUCAUGUUUUUCAAUUAAUUGCAGACAAGAGUGUGACGUCGUAGAAAGAGAAGAUGACGAAGAUGCCAUGGGUUUCGGAAGUGGAGAUAACUUUGCACACGUCACUCAAGUUUUGAAAGUAACACGUACUGACAGUUCUCAGAAUCCACCACUUGCUUUCGAUUCCAGUUGGCGGCUUAGCAAAAUACAGAUUAUUCUCAUCAUUACCGCUGUCUGUCUUUGUUUCCUGGUUAUUUGCAUGUUAUUGGUCUUUGCAAUUCGAUUUGCGAUGAAUGAAAGAAAAAUGGCAUCACCAAUAAAAGGGCAGUGUCCUACAUCGGUUUUCUACACGUCCGGUAAAAUGGUCACUAUGAAUCAAAGUCAUAUGUUGAACCAGCCGUCUCUGGACUUUUCAAGUACAUGGUGCUAGCUAUUUCACCGACAACGUUACAAGAGAUAGCGAUAAAAGACAUAUUUAAGGAAUUGUAUAUUAUUAGAAAACACGGACUUCAAAGACAAAACCUGUAUAUAUACACUU